AUGAAGUUUUUGGAGGACUGCCCCAUACAGACCCUCAUCCCUCUCUAUUUGCUAGCGGGUGGGAUCAUUGGAGCCUUAAAGGUGUCUCUCCUGCUGCAUGACUCUACCAGGAUGAGGCGGCUUGCGGCCAAGGCCGUGGUGAUUGACGACAACCAGGACGAUGAUGCAUAUCCCUGGAGGCAGACUGUGUGCAAGUAUUAUAUCCACCUCAGCCUCAGCCUCUUCCUUUUCCUCUGGUUCCUUUCGGGGAAUUACGGGGCCCUCUCCGUUUACCUGCCUGAUUUUAUUCCCCCUUUCCAGCAGCCUCAAGAUUACUGUGACAAAACCCUGUACCCCUGUGCCGUAGGAGUCCUCGUGCUCAGCCACACCAUGCUGGUCCUGCUCAUCCUGUGCAGUGGGCGUGUCUAUGUGUGGUCCAGGUGGAGAUUCGUUGUCGAUGGAGACUGA
Messenger RNA from Prionailurus viverrinus (fishing cat), 447 nucleotides. RefSeq names its product transmembrane protein 272 (gene TMEM272). The record is from RefSeq and is a predicted model, not a curated record. Lineage: Eukaryota; Metazoa; Chordata; Mammalia; Carnivora; Felidae.